CGAUCGCGAAUAAGGAUUAAGAUUGCUCGUACGAUACACUUUUAUUGAAACUUAUAAGACCACACCCAAAUCCAAUAAUUUCUGUUCUCAUUCCACCAUGUCCGUCUACCAAGCAACAACAUCUGCGCCAGUUAACAUCGCUUGCAUAAAAUACUGGGGCAAGCGCAAUGAGUCACUCAUCCUGCCCACCAACUCCUCGCUCUCCGUUACUCUGAGCCAGGACAACCUGCGCAGCACAACCACCGCACGCGCUGACCCUUCCUUCGCCGCUGAUUGCCUCUGGCUCAAUGGCAAGGUAGACCCGAUCAAAGCCGGCGGUCGUCUUCACACGUGCAUCACCGAAAUGAAGCGUCUCCGUGCAGCCUUUGAAGUAGCUAACCCCGAUCAACCAAAGAUCGCCGCUUUCAACGUCCACAUCUGCUCCUUUAACAACUUCCCCACCGCAGCUGGCCUGGCUUCCUCCGCUUCGGGCUUCGCAGCUCUCGUAUUCGCACUCGCUAAACUCUACGCGCUCCCUCAAACUCCUGAGGAACUCAGCCUCAUCGCCCGUCGCGGCUCCGGCAGUGCAUGUCGCUCCCUCUUCGGCGGUUUCGUCGCCUGGGACAUGGGCAGUGACGACGCAACCGGCCUAGACAGCAAAGCCCGCCAAGUCGCCCCAGAAUCCCACUGGCCCGAGAUGGAAGCCCUUAUCUGCGUCGUCAACGACGCCAAGAAAGGCACCAGCAGCACCAGCGGCAUGCAACGCACCGUCGUCACCUCCGCGCUCCUCCAGCACCGCAUCGGAUUCGUCGUUCCCUCCCGCAUGGCCGACAUCGAGCGUGCCAUCGCAGACAAGAAUUUCGGUGACUUUGCGGAGAUCACCAUGAGGGACUCGAACCAGUUCCAUGCUGUCGCUCUUGACACCUACCCCCCCAUUUUCUACAUGAACGACGUCAGUCGCUCCAUCAUCGCUAUCAUCACCGAGUACAACCGUCUCUCUGAGCAGCCCAAGGCUGCUUACACUUACGAUGCAGGCCCAAAUGCCGUCAUCUACGCACUCACUCCCAACGUCCGCGAGAUAGCACAGCUUGUUCUGUACUACUUCCCCCAAGCAGAGAAGGUCGUCAUCGGAGGGCAGGAAGUACAAGCUGCAUUGCCAGAGGGAUUCAAUGAGGCUGUUGCCAAGCGGUGGGAGUUGGGCGCUGUUAAGGGGCUUAUUCACACCCGUGUCGGUGACGGGCCCCGGGUUUUGAGAGAUAGCGAGGCGUUGUUGAAUGCCCAGGGCAUCCCCAAAACGCUUGCCUGAGUAAAAAUAGAACAAUUAUAAAAUCGCAUGUUAUUUUGUAUCUUAGGGUGGAAUUUGUUGCAAUUGCAUCUGAAUAUUUGAAUCAUA
This is a messenger RNA of Suillus clintonianus, 1372 nucleotides long. RefSeq names its product Diphosphomevalonate decarboxylase. Gene Ontology annotation, biological process: isoprenoid biosynthetic process; isopentenyl diphosphate biosynthetic process, mevalonate pathway. Lineage: Eukaryota; Fungi; Basidiomycota; Agaricomycetes; Boletales; Suillaceae. Gene Ontology annotation, molecular function: diphosphomevalonate decarboxylase activity; ATP binding. The record is from RefSeq and is a predicted model, not a curated record. The transcript has 3 exons. The coding region runs from base 98 to 1285 and encodes 395 amino acids. Gene Ontology annotation, cellular component: cytosol.